Messenger RNA from Closterium sp. Naga37s-1, 1554 nucleotides. The record is from the annotation of a GenBank genome assembly. NCBI's taxonomy places the organism in Eukaryota, Viridiplantae, Streptophyta, Zygnematophyceae, Desmidiales, Closteriaceae.
AUGGUUGUAAUGACACUGAAAGCUAGCCACCUCGCCUACUUUGUAUCCAUCCUCCAAAUCCUCCGAUUCCAUGCCCUCCCAAUCCCCCUCUCUCACCUCCCCAUCAUCCUCCUAGUCUCCUCCAUCCCACUCCACCUCCUCUCCCCAUUUCCCCACUCCCUACCCCUCACUCCCAUUGCCUUCGCUCCUCUCCCUCCUCUUCAUGACCCUUGCCAUCGCUCCCCUGACCUUCUUCCCCUUUGCUCCCCUCAUAUGCAUCCCCCAUCCACACUUCCCCUUCAUCUUCCUCCUCUGAGCCACCCACUGCAUGCUCUCCCUCGUCCAGGUACCAUGGACCAUGGAUCACCACCCUCUGUCUUCUUCCCCCCUUUAAAACACAUCUGGCUUGCCAAGCCCCAGCGGCUGAAUUAUUUUGAACAGCUGCCCAUGUACACGGAGAACUUGCGAAACCUGCCCGCCUGGGUGAAGGUGGCUACUGGAUCCCCUCCCCUUCACUCCCCUACCCUUCACUCCCCUCCCCUUCACUCCCCUACCCUUCACUCCCCUCCCCCUCAUUCCCCUCCCCUUCACUCCCCUCCCCUUCACUCCCCUCCCCUUCACUCCCCUCCCCUUCGCUCCCCUCCCCUUCACUCCCCUCCCCUUCACUCCCCUCCCCUUCACUCCCCUCCCCUUCGCUCCCCUCCCCUUCACUCCCCUCCCCUUCACUCCCCUCCCCUUCACUCCCCUCCCCUUCGCUCCCCUCCCCUUCGCUCCCCUCCCCUUCACUCCCCUCCCCUUCGCUCCCCUCCCCUUCACUCCCCUCCCCUUCGCUCCCCUCCCCUUCACUCCCCUCCCCUUCGCUCCCCUCCCCUUCACUCCCCUACCCUUCACUCCCCUCCCCUUCACUCUCCUACCCUUCACUCCCCUCCCCUUCACUCCGCUACCCUUCACUCCCCUCCCCUUCACUCCCCUACCCUUCACUCCCCUCCCCUUCACUCCCCUACCCUUCACUCCCCUACCCUUAACUCCCCUCCCCUUCAGUCCCCUCCCCUUCAUUCCCCUCCCCUUCACUCAACUCCCCUUCACUCCCCUCCCCUUCACUCCCCUCCCCUACGCUCCCCUCCCCUUCAAUCCCCUCCCCUUCACUCCCCUCCCCUUCACUACCCUCCCCUUCACUCCCCUCCCCUACAAUCCCCUCCCCUUCACUCCCCUCCCCUUCACUCCCCUCACCUUCACUCCCCUCCCCUUCACUCCCCUCUCCUUCAUUACCCUCCCCUUCAAUCCCCUCCCCUUCACUCCCCUCCCCUUCACUCCCCUACCCUUCACUCCCCUCCCCUUAAUUCCCCUCCCCUUCACUCCCCUCUCCUUCACUCCCCUCCCCUUAACUCUUCUCCCCUUCACUCCCCUACCCUUCAUUCCCCUCCCCUUCACUCGCCUCCCCUUCACUCCCCUCCCCUUCACUCCCCUCCCCUUCCGGCUGCAGCUGAUGACAGGGAGGAAGGAGGAGGGGGUGAAUGGGAGGAUGGAGAGGAGAGUGAAGGGGAUGGGAGUGAAGGGGAAGGGAGUGAAGGGUAG